CUAACGCCAGUCGCGCGGUUAAGUAGCAUAAGCGUGAGCGAGUAAUAGCUUGAUUAGUUUGCUUUUAAAAAAAACUUAGACCGGUUUUUUAACGUUCGCUGUGCUUUGCGUUGUCGGAAGAUUACCGAUAUCAGUUCACUUAGCGCGCGAUGACCGAAACGUUCUUUGUAGGUGUUGAUGUAGGCACGGGCAGUGCCCGUGCUGCGCUCGUCGAUUUGAAGGGAAAGGUGUUGAAGCAGUGUGUGAAGACGAUACAAACAUGGAAUCCCGAACGCGAUUACUAUGAGCAAUCAUCGCAGGAUAUUUGGAGUGCAGUGUGUCAUUGUGUGAAGGACGUCACAAAAGACACCAAGAAGGAAAACAUAAAAGCGAUCUCUUUUGAUGCCACCUGCUCCUUGGUGGUUUUGGGUGAAAAUGGUGAAUCCCUCACAGUUAGUCGCACUGGCAAAAGCGAACAGAAUAUCAUACUGUGGAUGGAUCAUCGUGCACAUGCGGAAGCCACGCUUAUUAAUGCGACCAAACAUGAGCUGUUGCAGUAUGUCGGUGGACAGGUAUCAUUGGAAAUGGAAAUACCGAAAUUGUUGUGGUUGAAAAAGAAUCUACAAAGUACAUGGGAUAAAGUGUGGCGCGCUUUUGAUCUGCCCGAUUUCCUAACAUGGCGCAGCACAGGCGUUGAUACGCGUUCGCUUUGUUCGGUCGUUUGCAAAUGGAAUUACGAUGCAAUGAAUAUGCGUUGGAGUGCCGAUUUCUUAAAUCAGAUCGGUUUAGAUGAUUUAUGUCGGAAUGAUUUUGAAAUAAUUGGACAGCGUAUCUGUGAGCCGGGUUCGGCUGUGGGUGAAGGCUUAACGGCGCAAGCAGCUAAAGAGCUGUCACUACUACCAGGCACAAUUGUUGGCACCUCGCUAAUUGACGCACACGCCGGCGCAUUGGGUAUGUUUGGCUGUCGUGCCGCUUUGGAGCCGAAUGAUAAGCAACUCGAAGCGUCGCUGGAAAAUCUACAAGGCAAGUUGGCGCUUAUAUGCGGCACAUCCACCUGUCACAUGAGUCUAACACGCGAACCAUGUUUGGCGCAUGGUGUGUGGGGUCCUUACCGCGGUGCCAUACUGCCGAAUUACUAUCUCAACGAAGGUGGUCAGAGCGCUGCUGGUAUUCUAUUGGAUUUUAUUGUAAAAUCGCAUACACAAUAUGCCAGCAUACAAGCUAAACUAGGCAAAAAUGAGCACAUUUACACAUAUUUAAAUAAUCUAUUGGAGAAGAUGCGUGCGGAACGUGGUUACGAUGAUAUUUGCUUUCUCACAAAGGAACUGCAUGUUUGGCCAGAUUUUCAUGGCAAUCGUUCGCCUAUCGCUGAUCCCAAUUUGAAGGGAAUGAUAUCGGGCCUCAAUAUGAACGCUGACGAGCAAUCGUUGGCACUCUUGUAUUUGGCUUUUGUACAAGCAUUAGCUUAUGGCACCCGUCACAUUAUUGAUAACCUUGUUGAGAAAUACAAACGUGUGGCCUACAGUAGUAUGCUCUUUUGUGGUGGCCUAGCAAAGAAUAACGUGUAUGUGCAAGCUCAUGCUGAUAUCUGUCAAUUACCGGCUGUGAUACCAAACGAACAGGAAAUGGUAUUGGUCGGCGCCGCAAUGUUGGGCGCAUGUGCGGCAAACACUUAUGGAAAUUUAGAGGCCACAUCGAAGGAAAUGGGCGGCACUGGUGUACUGUUGAAGCCGAAAACAUCCACUACGGACUAUCACAAUCGCAAAUAUCGUGUAUUUUUGCAAAUGCUUGAAGAUCAGCGCAAAUACCAACAAAUAAUGGAAAAUUGAAACCGAUUUAAGAAUUUUGUUGUACAUUCUUUAUGCAUUUAUUGUACCGUUGUUUUUUCGAAAUUGUAUUUAUCUAACGGUACAUUACGUUUACACUUGUCUGUACCUUAAUGUCUUCCAAAGAUUUUUAUAAAUUGUUACUAAGCCAUUAAUUGUUUAAUUAUUAAAUAAAUUAAGUUUUGUUUUAA
Messenger RNA from Zeugodacus cucurbitae (melon fly), 1996 nucleotides. RefSeq names its product FGGY carbohydrate kinase domain-containing protein. Lineage: Eukaryota; Metazoa; Arthropoda; Insecta; Diptera; Tephritidae. The coding region runs from base 150 to 1808 and encodes 552 amino acids. Gene Ontology annotation, biological process: carbohydrate metabolic process. The transcript is spliced from 7 exons. The record is from RefSeq and is a predicted model, not a curated record. Gene Ontology annotation, molecular function: phosphotransferase activity, alcohol group as acceptor; kinase activity.